GGCAUUUUCUCGGACAACUCACUCUUCUUCCGGCCCUCGGACAAACUAUAAAAGCACAAGCAAGCGAGCUUUGAACCCCCCUACACAGCUACGAAAAUACCGCUCCCCAAGUACGCAACGAUGGACUUCUACACUCUGCGCCGCGACAUGGAUCGCCUGUUCAACCAAUUUGAACGUGGCUUCCCGGCGAGCUGGCAGAGCCCCAUGCUUCAGCACCAGCAAGCCCCCAUGCUUGAAUCGGCUCACGACUCGUCCAAAGACGCGCCGGGAGACACUCAGGUGGGCGCACUGACGCCGGCGUGGCCGAGUUCGCGCUGGAUGACCUCGCCGAGCACGUCAUUCGCGGUCGACGUGCACGAGUCCAGCGACGGCUAUCACAUUUCUGCCGAUUUGCCCGGUAUGAAGAAGGACGAAAUCUCCGUCAACUGCGAGAAUGGCAUUCUCACCAUCAGCGGCGAGAAGAAGCAAGAGCAGGAGAAGAGCGACCACACGUACCACGUCUUUGAACGCUCGGUUGGCCGCGUUUCGCGCACGCUGCGUCUUCCUCGCGAUGCCGACAGCUCCAAGGCCAAUGCCAAGUACACUGACGGUGUCCUCACGCUUGACAUUGCCAAGCGCGCUCUUCCGGCCGGUUCCCGCAUCGCCAUCCAGUGAGCUGGAGCGGGGGGGGGGGAAGUGUUACCGGC
Molecule: messenger RNA, 686 nt
Organism: Capsaspora owczarzaki ATCC 30864
Lineage: Eukaryota; Filasterea; Ministeriida; Capsasporidae
Product: small HspC2 heat shock protein
Exons: 1
Coding region: 121-654 (177 amino acids)
Biological process (GO): response to hydrogen peroxide; response to heat; protein complex oligomerization
Source: RefSeq, a predicted model, not a curated record